CAGCGUAACCAGGACCAAGUCUCGAGAAGACUUAAGGGAUGAUAUCUUACACUCGCUCAUAAUAUAACACGAGGAGUUGAUACGAUAUAUUUUUACCCUUUUUUAUGUGAAAUUUUUUUCUGGAUUUUAUUGUGACACGUGUGUUACAUUGUAAAUAAAAUAUAUUUGUUUUCAUUGUCAAUAAUAUAUUUUAUAAUGAGGAAAUUUUUAAAAAACAUCUCCAAUGACAUGAGUGAGAGCGCGCGAAAAAUAGUCACAAUGUAGUGUGGAAUGGGAAGAAAAAUUGAUAGUAAAAAUCCUAAGGGACGUAGUGAAGAAAAGAACGUGGGAUUUAAGUUGAAAAACGAGGCAUCAGUAAAGCCGGACUCAGAGAUCUCUCGUGUGAGAAAAGAAAUUUAAGAAAAUAAUAUUAAAAAAAGUGGAAAGGUUUGAAAGAGUGGUGAAAGCGAUCAGUGAACAUGAGAGAUGAGAAUACACUUUGGAAUUGUGGGCGCACGUGCGCCCCACGAGGAAGUUACUACGAGUUGACGAGGCGUUGCGACAACUACCCACGUUAGAAACGAAAGCUCGAGGGCAAGCUUUGUCAGUGUGUUUAAAAUUAUUUUUAUUUUCAUCAUUAUUAUUUAUAACUCUCAAAUAUAAUAGAAUGCUUUGAUUCCUUUCUCACACUUCAUUUAUCGGUGUUUCUAUAAUCCUGUUGACAAGUAACUGAACACAAAGACUCGAUAAAAAGCAUUAAAAACAAAAAGAAGAAGUAGUAGUAGUGGAAAGGACCAAUUGUGAUCAGACUGUGGCUUUUAAUGUACGGAAAAGGGAUGAGCAACGUUCGCCGGCAGGCAGGAUUACCGCCGGUCAACGAGACGAUCAACGCUGCGGUCUUGAGAUCCUUCUUACUUCUUCUUGCUCUUAGUCUUAUCGAAAAUGUUAUUGGAUAUGGAAGUGCUAGGACUUACUCACACCCAGAACCAUUCAACAGCGGGGGUCCAUCAUUUAUCCGGCCCGUUGGAAACCAGACAGCAGCAACCGGACGUGAAGCAGUGUUUUCCUGUUAUGUCCGCAACAUCGGAAAAUAUCAGGUGGGGUGGCUGAAAGCGUCAGAUCAAACAGUACUAUCAUUGAACACACGAAUCGUGAUCCACAACACUCGAAUAGCAGUUUCGCACGAAGCCGGUGGAUGUUCGAGUCCAUCAAACCAUUCCGUGAGUAUCCAUAGCAUAUCUGGAGGAAACAAUCAAGUGAUGGACGAGGGUGUCAAUUGCACGUGGCGACUCCACAUACGGCAUCUGAAAAAAUCUGACGAGGGAUGUUAUAUGUGUCAAAUCAAUACUGAUCCAAUGAUCUCGGAGGUCGGGUGUCUUUCUAUUUUAGUUCCACCGGACAUUGUUUACGGCGACGAAACUAGUAAGGACUUGUCGGUAUCGGAGGGUGAAAACGUCACGCUCAAUUGUCAAGCCACGGGAACACCGAAGCCAAGAGUUUCUUGGAGACGAGAGGACGGGCAACCCAUCCUCAUCAGGAAUUCGACCUCAUUCUUGAGUUCCUACAGUGGGAAAAGCAACAACUUUCAAAUGGUAGAAGUCUACAAUGAAUCGAAAUUGCAUUUUUAUCGAGUAGACAGGAAACAAAUGGGAGUUUAUAUGUGCAUUGCUUCCAAUGAUGUCCCACCCACUGUCAGCAAACGAGUGACACUUGAAGUUAAUUUUGCACCAAUAGCACGAGUUCAGAGCCAGCUGUUGGGUGCACCAUUGGGCUCUAAAGUACAACUAGAAUGCGUCAUCGAGGCACAUCCAAACACGAUAAACUUUUGGCAGAGAAAUCGAACAGAAAUGUUGCUCGAUGGACCAAAAUACUCGAUUAAAGAAGAACGAGAAGGCUACGAAGUAGUCAUAACUCUUGUGAUAAAAGAAUUCACUCAACAAGAUGUCGGGACUUAUGACUGUAUUGCGACCAAUAGUUUGGGCAAGGCAGAGGGUACUUCAAGACUUUAUAUAAUAAAUCUCCCAGACGAUGUAUCAAUUAUGGGAGCUGGAUUGGCAGAAGCUGCACGAGGUUCGAGAUCAUCAUCAAACACUCGGCCAAGCAGUCUAUUCUUCCUAUCAUUCGGAGCGAUAUCACUAUUCUCCCGUGCUCUAUGCUCUCGGUGAACACGGUCGACCUUCAUUAUCCUGAUGAAAGUGUGUGUUUCUGCAUCGCGUAAAAACAAUGACAGACUAAGCUAAGUACAUAGAAACUGUUGUGUGCCAAACUUCGAUCGAAAGCUCAUCAUCGAGCUCAUCUGUACAUCUCCCUUUCUAUACAUACAACACGAUGUUUUCCUUUCUUGCCAGCGUGUCAUGGCUUUAUCACCGUCCUACCAUACAAGCUCAUCGCUCUGAUGGUUUUGGCCACAUAAACUCGAGUCGCGUCAACAAGCAAAACAAUCAAUUGCAGUCACACACCGCACCCAGGACUAAUCUACAAUUAAAUAAUCGUCAGUUUGUGCCAAAGAUGAAGAAGCAAAUGCAAUUACAAAAUAAUUAUCAAUUUAAUAAAUAAAUAAAAAAAUAUUGAAACCAAUAGAAAAAUAAGAAUGUUCAUAUCAUUGGAAAGAAAAAAAAAACAUAUUUUGAAUUAAACAUACUUUUUAAUUUGUUUCCCGAGCUGAUCCCCUCUAAUGAUCAGUUUAUAUAUGAAAAUAAAUAUAUGUAAUGGUAAAAGUGGUUGGAGGCUCAGAGAACUUACGAUCCUAGGGGAUUGCAUUCGUUAGAAUAAUUUUACGUGCGAUUUCACGUUAAUACCAAGCUGCGGAAGUUUAUUUGUAGCCGCAAUGUAAGCUAUCGCGUAAAGCGACGUUUAUGAAUGUGUGCUAGGGGACAAGGUAUGAGUAUAGGUGCAAUUUUAAUGUGUGAUAAGUAAGUAUGUGUAUAUAACUGCAUUUUGCGUUGAGUGUGCGGUAUGUAUUUUGUGUAUUUAUUGAGCGUAGAGAACAUUGAAACAGGAUAUUCUACUGAUGAACUAGGAUAUGCUCAUGUUCUCUACUUUAACGAGAUAUCGGCUAUAUUUUUUUUGUGCUUGCCCAGUUUUCAGAUAAGAUAACACUUGACUGAUAUUAUUAAAAAUAAAAAAACCUAAGUGAAAUGAUAUAAAUACUUGUAUUAAUUAAUUAAUAACUAUCUCAAUAAAUCCAUUAAAUAGUAACAUUGUAAUAAAUGGCUCGGCCUUCAUAAGUGAUGCUUCUCUCGAUUUAUCAUUAAUAUCAGCGAUAACUUUAUUAAUAAGACACAAAAUCAAUUAACUGAUGAUGAAAUUAAUAGCAAGAAAAAAUUUCUAGUGCUAUAAAAUCGAUGUUAUGAAAAAUAUAAAAAAAAGAUUAAAAAGUGACAAUGAAAUAUGUAAUGAAUAAGAAAAACAAAGAUCUCUUAUGUCUAUAUUCAAAUAGUGUGUACGUACAGCAUUUAUCGCUUUUUUGGCUUUAUUAAACAACCGUGUCAUCUUCUCAUAUUCAUCGUCGUACUGUAGAUGAAAAUAAGAGACAGAAAAGAAUAAAAGUAUUAAGUAUAUUUGGAAUAAAAUCUACUUUUUCCACUGCAAAUUUCGUGAAAUUUUAAUCGCGGGUAGUAAAAACAAAAGAAAACCCUAAUAAUAAAUGUACACAGAAGAUGGAAUUAUUUUUAAUAAGAAAAAAAUAUCAGUGAAAGUACACAAGCUUUUUUUUAUUCGAGAUUUUUAUUAAAAUGUAUAGCUUUUUUGUAGGAAUUGUUGUCUUCUUGGUAGUAAACUAUUUUAAUAGAUAUUUGCUUUGAUGAAAAAAACUGUAUUAUGAACUAGUUUAAUUGUUUUCCUAUAAUAAGUCGUUGAAUGAAGGAGAUACUAAGUACUUUGUAAGAUAAUAACCCAUUGAAUUUAUUUUUAUAUCAAGGAAUAUCCGUCAAUCAAUAUCAUUUAUAAAAAAAAUAUUAUAAAUACUGAAUUGGAAACUAAAGUUAAGUGAUCAUGAAAGAAGAAAGUACAUCUUAAUGGUUUUGAAGAGGCUCUAUUUUUGAUGAAAACUAUUGAGUAUGAAAUAAAAAAUUAUUUCCAUUUAAUUCAAUAUGUACUUUAUAAAGAAGAUUCGAGUUUUUAAAUGGUUCCUCGGUGAUUAUUAUGCGGUCAUCUUUUCGGAAGUUAUGAACACUCGAAGUCAAAAGUCAGUUUUUGCCCUUGAGAGCUCGUAACGGAGUAAAAAAUGACCAGAGAAUUUUCGAAUAAGCGUUAUAAAGAAAAGAAGACAUCAAUGUUCCUUUCAGAUAACUUGACAAAAAUCCUGCCAAGUUCACAGCAAUUUUAAAAAGAAAAUGAGAGAUCAUUUGUUGAAAUUUUUUAAAUAAAAAAGUAUUAAUAAUUUCCAUUGAAAAUAAAAUGAUAUAACAAUCAUUAAAAUUCCUCACCUUUUCGAUGAUUCUAUGAUUUUAAAUUCCACUACAGAAAUAAUAUAAGUGAUGAACGAUGAAUGAAUAAUGAAUUAUACAUUUCAUGCAUCGAGUAAUUAUCAGUUCGUCCUAAUUCUAGAAGUACUCUGUCUAAAGAAGACAAUAAUGACUACAAUUAAAAAAAAACUCGAAUAAAUUAAACAAUUUAAUCAAAAAAUCUAGUUUUCAGUCAUUAAUUAUUUUUUUCUGAUUAAAAAUAAUUUUUCCAUGUGUGAAAUAACUGAUAACAAAAAAAAUAAAACCUGUACUAAAGAGUGAAUGGUGCAUUUAUUGGGCGAGCAAUGUUUUAAUAUUUUAUUUGUCAUCAAUUCUCAUUUGUAAAAU
Molecule: messenger RNA, 4772 nt
Organism: Chelonus insularis
Lineage: Eukaryota; Metazoa; Arthropoda; Insecta; Hymenoptera; Braconidae
Product: lachesin-like
Exons: 9
Coding region: 801-2144 (447 amino acids)
Cellular component (GO): neuron projection
Source: RefSeq, a predicted model, not a curated record